AUGCCUAAGGAUCAAAAGUCAAAGAUUCCGCAAAGCUCAGGUGAAAGUGCGCAUAGCCCUAUAUGGUCCGUAACCCGUCGACAGCGUACCGAGCUCUCACCACGGCGAGAUGAUGAAACCGGAACAACGCAGUCAUUUAGUUCACGGACAGUAACUACUACCGAACGUAUACAGAUGAUCCCAGUUCCACUCAACUUUGAUGUACCGGUGGAUGUCCUAACACCGAUAG
This is a messenger RNA of Cercopithifilaria johnstoni, 229 nucleotides long. NCBI's taxonomy places the organism in Eukaryota, Metazoa, Nematoda, Chromadorea, Rhabditida, Onchocercidae. The record is from the annotation of a GenBank genome assembly.